This is a messenger RNA of Wasmannia auropunctata (little fire ant), 1918 nucleotides long. RefSeq names its product protein spaetzle-like. Gene Ontology annotation, molecular function: Toll binding; growth factor activity. NCBI's taxonomy places the organism in Eukaryota, Metazoa, Arthropoda, Insecta, Hymenoptera, Formicidae. Gene Ontology annotation, cellular component: extracellular region. Gene Ontology annotation, biological process: innate immune response; regulation of Toll signaling pathway; central nervous system formation. The coding region runs from base 197 to 1183 and encodes 328 amino acids. The transcript is spliced from 6 exons. The record is from RefSeq and is a predicted model, not a curated record.
UCAGCCUCCUCUCUUUCUCACUCGCCACUGUCCGCAACACCGCGGCGGCGGAGGUAUUCCUCGGAACGGAAUCGUACCAGCCGAUCAGUAGAGUGCGAGCGGUCCGCGCGAACAGCGAUUGUCCGUCCGAGUGUAAGGUCGCGUGACGUUCUCGUGAGAGAUCUCUCUUCGUAUUUCGCCGCUCCGCGUUUCCGAGAUGACACCGUGCGCACGCUCGCGAUGGAUCGCCUGUCUCGUGGCGCUGAUUCUGGCAUGCCAGACGGCUCGACCGAUCGAGGGAUAUCCUCAUUCUCCGAACACCGGAAGUCCGCAGGACACGACGUUUUCGGUCUCAGAAUUGAUCGAAAAGGCGUACAACGAUAACGUAUUUCUACGACCGCAACAAUCGCCGUGGCGGACCGAUCACGAGGACCAUCAAGGUAUCGAACAGGACACCUCGAAGCGGCAAGAAUCUUCGAGCGUAAGGACGAUGCAAAUUCCCCAGAAAAGGGAAUUGCUGCAAGUGUCGAGCCCGGACUUUUCGACGUACAGAAACGCGGGUGUAUCGACGCACCGGAACGUCGGCGUGUCGUCGCACAGGCACACGGACGAGUUCGUUUUCCCGGAUCCGGUCGACGGCAGGAUCCCGUCGACGACGGCGCAGAUGUCGGUGGUGCCGACGUCGGCCUGCCGCAGGAGCACGUUCUGCGAGAACGUCGCCGACUAUCCCAAGCAACUGGUGAACGCGGCGAUAGCGCGGAACGUCAGUUUGAGGUUCCUGGAUAACGUCGAUCCAUCAAUCAUCGGACAGAGGAUAGACGGCGCGCCGGAAGAAUUGAUGCUCUGUCAAGUUGAAAAUCAAGUGGUGUACCCGCAGCAAGCGCAGAACAAGGAAAAGCAGUGGCUGUUCAUCGUGAAUCAGGAGGACUUGAGGCAGGGGAUACGCAUCGAGGUUUGCUUGAACAAAGGCCAGGCGUGCAACGUAGUCGACGGUUUCGCCGAGGGUUACAAGACCUUCUGCAAGCAGAAGUACAUCUAUCGCGAACUGGCGGCGGUGGCGACCGACGGGAACAUCGUCAAGGACCACUUCCGCUUCCCGUCGAGCUGCUGCUGUCACGUGAGGUUCGUCGGCGAUCCCACCGCCAGGCUGGGUGCAGGACAAGAUCUGCCGAACAAUCGAACGCAAUACAGCCAGUACAACUAAAAUACAAGCGGAGCCAAGAUGCCAUGAACGACGCCUUCGACAGGAAAGCCGCGCGCGACCGCCGAGGAGAACGAGCGAGGAGGGCGAACGUAAAUGGAGUAACUCUCAUUUCCCAUGCCUACGCAUAGACGUUCGACAUAUAACGUCGCAUCUUCGCACGCUUAGGACACUCAGGAUGACUAAACUCCGAUUAAUUUAUCGAGCGUAUCAUGCUUAUAUCAUGUUAAGCGAAUGUCGUUAACUGUAGACAGUAAAAUUAUUAAUUUUCUAGAACUGAAUGUGUACAUAAAUCCGCACUCUGAAAUAUCAAGCAUCCUUCGGUGCUACCGUGAAUACGCAACAUACCCGACAUUUUCUCUUAUUUUGUAUGCCAUAAUUUUCUACUAAAAAUAUUGUACAGCACAUUCGCUUGUUAUCGUUAUAUUUGUUACGUCUGGUGUUUCAAUUUAAAAGAAAAAUUUUUCUUUUUUUUUUAUGCGACAUUUUUACACAGUCACUCCUGUAAAAUGUAUAGUGUGGCACCGGAGGGUUAAACGCGAAGAUCUAGCUCAGACCGAAAAGAUAUUUCCCUACUUGUGUUAUUCACGUAUCAAUUUAGUGUCACUUAUUGUUUAAUUUUUCGUCUAACACAUGGGAAAAAAAAAAUAUAAGAUCAAGGGCAACGAAUAUUAUACAACUGAAAAUCUUGCUGUAAACAAUUCUGUCGAUUAAAUCAAUUGUCGAGCUUGCUCGAAA